AACCAAUCAUUUUUUCUGAAUCAAUCUAAUGGAGGCUGAUGCAAGGAUCAAAUCCCACACUCUCACCAUGAUGGUAGUCGCUAUGUGAGAUGCACUAGGUCGGAUGGGAUAAAGUCUAUGUCUACUGUCACACCCCGAAUAGCAGGUCACCUUGUUAUCUGUUUAGCAUCUGCCACACCUAGCAUCCGCACUCACUUGCGUCGCUGAUACUUGGCUGUUGACAGUUGCGUUCUGACAACUAGUACAUCCCCGGUCAGCGAACUGGCCCGCUCAAAAAUGCUUCAAAAAAACAUGCGCAGUAUAUUGUUUGCUCUACGUGCAUGUUACAUCCUACAUGGCAUGCUGGUCAUGAUUCACAUCGUGCUUGUUAUCUUUUCUAUACAUCACUGGGAACACCACGUAACUUUCUCUUUUACAUCAACAAACAAUGAUUUCUGGCCUGUGGUGCUUAGUGCAUCAUUGCAAGCGUUUUAUACCAUAUACACAGCUGUCCUGCUCUUCCUUACUCAACGGCUGGUGAUUUCGAGAACACUUGUACGUCGUGUGAAAUUGACUGCCGUUCACGACAUCUCUGGCGCAUGGGCGGGCCUUGGCUCUGCACUCAGCAGUGUUUGGCGACAAACUGACAUCCCCGCCUCGUGGUGGACGACUUCUGCUGUGGCAGUCUACCUUGCGAGCAUAACCGUGCUGCAUAUCACCUCUUCCACUCUCCUACAAUUUCAAACAUUUGAGUUAAAUUUUUAUGAUGAUGCUUUUAUGUCCACAGCACUAGGAUGGCCAGACGAUUCAUCGUACGGCAAUUUCUCACACUUGGGACCCAUUGCUUCAUCAUUACCAGUUGUCAAUGAUUUGACUGGACUGGCGUCUACAGGAUUAUCAAACACCACACUUUAUGACACCUUCACUGUGACAAUAAAUGGUACAGAAGGAAAUGCGACUGUGAACGCAACGACAGUAACCUCGAGUUGCGGAUUGAUUCCAAAUGUGACAUACUCUGCGAAUACCAGCACGGCGAUCUUUCCGUUUGGGUUAGAUUCUUUUGUGCUCAAUGCGAGCAUUCUGAGUCUUUGGCCAGAUCAGAUACAUAUAAUUCCGUGGACGGAAUAUGAAGAUUCCGAUGGUGAUUUGGACGGUUCGGAGCUUGAUGGUAUCUAUCUUAUGGUCUCCACAUUAUUGGGAAUCGACCCUUCAGUACAAGACGAGGUUGCUGUAAACAUGACUUGGGUUAUCUCCGACAUUGCCACUCCAUUUGUCGUCCAGGUCUAUUUCGUGCAUUGCUCGCUGUCAGCAAACACUAUACCCGGGACGAUUGACAUGCAAAAUAACACUCUACUAAGUCCUACAUUCAUAUCACAGCCAUCCACGCAAUGGGAGAUAAAUCAAUUUGCGUCGUCGAAUACUACUUGGCAAACACAAAUCAGCAAGGCUUUGGCUACCUCGAACUACAGCAGCGGGAUGAUAUUUGGAGGAACCAGUUCACAAAUCAUCGAACCCUCUAUUGUGGAUGAGUAUAUCAUGUCACUUGUAGGCUUGAAUCUCACCGAGGAAUAUAUACAAUUCCUAGACGACGGUGCUCUUCCGAUUUCGAAUUUCACUUUGAGACCGGGUGAACUAGAAUUCGCGAUUGCAAAAGCAGUUGCACAACUCAUCUGGCUAGCGGAACAAUUGGGUACAGCCAAUGGAGGAAUUGACCCUGGCAAUGGGUUGGUCAAUCUCAACCUAGUAGACCUAGUUCCCCGAAUUGCCCUACGCCUCAAUAUCAACAUUCUUCCUUUGGCUUUCGCGGCGUCUGCAUCGGUGAUCAUGUUGGGACUCGCGCUACAUAUGACCCGAGCGUUCGAUGGAUCGCACUACACUCAGGCUGCUAUCCCAGACACAGGUGUACUGCAACUCUUGUGGUUGGGUCAUCGUUCAGCGUCUAUCAACGAAGUUCUGGAAUAUGUGCAGCAUCCGACAGAGGCCAAUCUGCGGCGAGCAGGCAUGAUAGAUGUUUGCCUUGCGAGAACAUUAUUUGAUGAGGAAGAGUUUGGGAGUUCAACUGCUAGUGACAGUCUCUCUUCUGAUGUCGACCGCCGUCAUGAUGAUGAGAUGUGAUUUGGGUUUGAGAAUAAAUGGGUGGUGGAC
This is a messenger RNA of Suillus bovinus, 2124 nucleotides long. RefSeq lists its product as uncharacterized. The coding region runs from base 277 to 2094 and encodes 605 amino acids. The record is from RefSeq and is a predicted model, not a curated record. The transcript is spliced from 11 exons. NCBI's taxonomy places the organism in Eukaryota, Fungi, Basidiomycota, Agaricomycetes, Boletales, Suillaceae.